Aspergillus affinis is the source of this 441-nucleotide messenger RNA. RefSeq lists its product as uncharacterized. The coding region runs from base 1 to 441 and encodes 146 amino acids. NCBI's taxonomy places the organism in Eukaryota, Fungi, Ascomycota, Eurotiomycetes, Eurotiales, Aspergillaceae. The transcript is spliced from 2 exons. The record is from RefSeq and is a predicted model, not a curated record.
AUGUACUUCAGAACCUUCAAGGACUUCGACCAUGAUCCCAACGCCCUCAUCACCGAGGAGUUCAAUCGCCUAGCCAGUUUACGCCGGUGGAAAGAAGGCUCCCAGACUUGGAACAAGCAGUGGAACAGAUUCGUCAAUCUGGAGUACAACCGGCUGAUCGGUAAGAGGGAGCUCGCCACGCUCGACGAUUGGAGGACGCUCUGCGAGCAGCUCGGCCUGGAGGGCCCCUUCCCCUCCAUCAAGAAGUGCAAGAAGGCCAUGAAGGGGGUACAUAUUAACAUUGUGGACUUUUUGGAGGCGCAGCAGACGGGCACCACGCCGCAGCGGUUUGACACCAAGGAGGCCCUCUCGGAGUAUACCCUGACAACGAGACGGUUCUUCAACAGGAAGGUGGUCAAGGGGGAUAAGCUGCUGCGAGAGCUGUUGAAGGAUUUUGACUAG